Molecule: messenger RNA, 150 nt
Organism: Suillus fuscotomentosus
Lineage: Eukaryota; Fungi; Basidiomycota; Agaricomycetes; Boletales; Suillaceae
Exons: 1
Source: RefSeq, a predicted model, not a curated record
CAGAUAAGUUCAUGUAGCGGUUUCAAGACACUGGUGCACACUGAGACCAAGUUUUCCAGUGGUCUUUGGGCCACUGGUGUUGGGCUUUGCCUGUGUGCACAUCACAAAUUUGUUCGACCUGUUGGUGUUGGAGACUUGCAGAAGGGCUAA